AAAACGGAAUUGUUCGGUAAAUUCACUUUCAGUUGAAUGUUUACUCUCUCGCGGCUAGUUGGAUAAACCUAGGAUAUGUUUGUUUGGUAGCAUUAGGCUGUUGUUUUGCAACGAAUUGAAUUAAUUGAAAGAAUCUUUUCUGCAAACGCGUUCAAGUGAGUUGUUUUGUUUCUUUGGAAUUGGUGUUUUUAGUGAAGCGAGUGACAAAAAAAAUCCAUUCAUUAGUUGUUCGUGUACGUGAAGCUUGUGAUAAAAAUAUGAAGUUUAUGCAAAACAUAGUCUUGUUGCUACUAUUGUCCAGCAGUUGUUGGGCAGAUGGGCAGCCACAGCCGAACCAACAAUCAGUGCAACCGGAACAAUCCCAUUCCCUGACAGUCGGUGAAAAUGUCAGCAAAAACGUGGCCGGUGUCGUGGACAAGUCGCAGAACAAAAGAGGCGCCCCGGACAUACCGGUGGUCGUAGGCACACCGACGCAGCAUACGGCUUACAUAAAUCAUCACGUUACUGGGGCGACAGUCGUGGCUGCACCCAUUUCUGGCCACAGUACGCACGCAGCUAUCGGGGCUGUUCCGUUCGGGUACGGGCAUGCGGUAUCCAGUGCCGGACACAUCCUGCAAACACCCAGCAUAGCGACAGGACACCAGCACGUGAUACACAAGGUGAAUUACGUGGCGCCCGCAUCGACGACAACACUCAAGUUGGCAACCGUCUCGGAGGGCUCACAUCUACAUCUUCAGCCCGUUAGCUCGGUUGUGACGAAGUACAACUACGCAGUGCCGCAGCUUUCGUACGCACACUACCCCCAGUAUCAGGUGUACCAUCAUAACCAGCCCAGCCCCGGUACGUUGCAGCCGACCGGCACUACAAUCUUUGCCGCGCAUCAACUUCACGACCAUCCGGUGGCUACCGUCCACGAGAUUGCUCAUCAACACCACCCGCAGCAGCAACAGCAACAGCAUCAGCAGCAGCAACAUCAGCAACAACAGCAUACGGCGUACGCUCAUCAGCAGCCCAUUUACGCACACCAUCCGGCUGCCAUUCAUUUCACCGUGCCAGCAUCGGUCGUCCAUGCUGGCCAGCACAAUUACCAACAGCAACAGCAGCUGCCCCUGACCCACACCCAAGCCAUUCACUACCAGGCGAACCAAGCCGGAGGACAGCCGGCAGUUCCGAUCGUCCAUCAGGCCCCGAUUGCCACCAUCAAUCAGGUACACCAGGCACAGCAGGUCUACGCUGCCCAGGGCCAGCUGACGAAGUAUCCACUGGCGGCACAGUCCUACUAUGGUGCGGGAGGACUACAGCAAAAUCAGAUCUACUCUACCGUUCCCAGCUAUGGUGAUCCGGAUACACUAACAAACCUGGUUAAUCCUACCACGCCCCAGUUUCUAACUACUCCCCGCCGUCAAUCCACUAGGCCCAUUCCCGGUGACAUUCGACCGAUCACUGAGUACGAUGACGAUGACGACAACGGUAGUAACGAUGGCAACAACGAGGAUGGUGUGCUUUAUCGUGACGAGUCCACCGACACUGGCGAUCGAAAUCCGGCACGGGACGAACCGUGCGAAAAAGAUGGCAAGAAAUCGGCCCAGCCGAGUGCCUUUAACCGGAACCUCUACAACAUGUGGCGUGCGUACGACGUGGCACGAACCCUGUUAAAGGCAUCUGGUGCAAGUGGAGCACCGGCUAAGCCACGGUCCAAACCGGACCCCAACACCAACACUGACCGCAUACAGCUCAUUCACCCCCCGGGCGAGUCGGACAAGAAACUUAAGGGCAAGUACUACGAGGGCAAGUACAACGGCUAUUAUCGACACGGUCGUCAGGAUGCUGGUGACCAGCAUGGUCCGGCGGCGCACGGCGAUGGAAACCGUAAACCAAAGUCCGUACAGCCAAACGGCUCUCCGUCGUCCGCGCCAUCGCCGUCGUCAUCGUCAUCGUCCUCCGGCGAGAAUCACACACACAGAAGGAAUCUGAACUAAUCCGGAUCUCAGCGAUGUCCACAUUUAUUCCUUCCAUUGCUUUCCAUUGCUUCGUAGUCGUUUAACUUUCAGCCACCCGUCAAGGUCGGAGUUGUGCUCGCUUUUUCACCGUGCAUCCAGUAUAUCCAGUAAGAGAUCCAGCAAGUGCAGGAGGUACACAACUUACCACAUGUCCUUGUAACCGCUUCGCCCUGAAGGUUUGAUUCGUAAUGUGAUAUUUUUGAGUUCGCGAUGCAUUCUUCGUUGCAAACACGGAACACCGAACAACGGGUCACGGUGCACCGGUUCUUACAGUUCAGCUAAUGCACCGCAAGCACUUGUCACUCACUUGCAGCUGACGCUCGGUAGCUUUUUCGGUAGCGUCUUUUCGCCCGGUUGGCAUUGUCCUUGUUUCGUCCUUGCCGUCUGAUGUGCGAUAAAAGGAACGUGGUAAAUCGAAUGGAAUGUGGGCACCAUAAAGCAAGCGGUGGGACGUCCCAUACCAUCUCAUCCUGUCGGUUGCAUCCCGAAAGGACUCUGUUCGCCAAUAUUUCGUGAUAGUGAAACCGUUCCCGUUCCCUGGGCGAUCUGGGCCAAAUUGUUCGACAGCCGGCAACCGUCGACGGGAGGGUGGUUUGACGAAAGGGAUGAUGAUGCAAUCAGCAUUAUCUGCCAUCUUCAGGCCCGUUCCCAAAUCAGAGGCAGGGCAGUGCUUUUUGGGCUGUAUGGCGUGUAUGGGCACCAAAGACCGGGAACGACAUUCGCCCAUUUAGCUCAACACAUUCACGCCCCAGCACAAUACCUUCGCUUUUGUGCUAAGUUUGGCCCACUUUCCUUUUGGCCAUUGCCGUUUAGAUUUUUGUGAAGAAGUUUUCUGUGCUGUUUUGGGGAAUUUCUUUGCAUUUGUGUUCUGCUUCCUACCGUCUGCGGUUACGGGUUGAUGGUAGGAUAACAGCAAACAGGCAUUUUACCCCCAUUUCGGUGGUGUGGAUUGGUGCAGGACUAUUGCAAUGCAAAAUGUUUGCUACCACACACAAGGGUCUGCUCUCGCACCGACGAGCUAUGAUGGCUGUCUCUUUUUUGGGUGAAAACUAUUGUCAAAUGAUAUACCGGCUAGAUAGCAAGAAUGGCAUGUGUGAGAGUGUAGGAUAAUUCAAGAAAACGGGGAGGGAAACUUUUUUUUUAUUUAUGUCAGGUCCAGUAGAAAGGAAUGCUGAAACAUGCAGAGGAACAUGAUUGAGAUGCAACAUACAUCGCAAAAAUCGAUGCUUUUGAAAGACAUGAAUCCAUGACAGGGAACAUCGAAAAAUUAGGACAGACAGGCGUUUCUGAGCGUUUUAGUUUUCUCUUUUCCUUCAUUUCUAGACGUGAAAUCGAUAGAAAUAAGAAGGUUCUCGUUAAAUAGCUAAAUCUUUUUAAACAGUACAUGUUUUAACAAAAGAUAUCCAGAUAUUUGGGACUAAAUGUGUUUUAUAUAUGUUAUGUUUCGAAUCAUGGUUUCCAGAACUUCUUAAAUGUUGUAAAAUAAAAAGGAACAACAAUUUGAAUAUCAAUUUGAUCGUGUAUUCAAUUCUGUAUACGUUGUGUUUUUAAAAGCAAAAACUACGUAUUUUAAUGCAGCUUGAUUUUACUGUAGUCGAUAUAGUAUUCCAGACUUGUUUAAAAAUGGAUGUGUUACGAUGCUCCACGAGACAAUAUGCAAGGAUGGUUUGAGUGUGGAAAACCCUUUUGCUAAUGUUUCUGAGUUUGGAUUGAAGCAUUAUAUGCAUUUGCAAUGAAAACAAAAAAUUAAGUUUCGAAAAAACUAAAACCAAACAAAAUGAAUAGUUCCAAACAAAUGACAAAAUAAGCAUAAACAUACCAAGCACCAUAUCAAACUUAUGUAGCGUUUCUUCCGACACACAUCGCUUGAAGUUUUUUCUUCCUUCAAAUUAAGCUAUUAAUCAAAGUGCGUUGUGUAAGUUGGACAGAAACAAACAAUAUUGAAUAGUAGCAGAAUAGGGGACUGUUACCGAGUCGGAAUGAAAAACAAACCCAUUCUGGUACACAGGGAAAUGGUCCCACUUAUGUUUCAUUAUUGCCAUUUCAUUGGUCGCAAUCCAUCAAUGAAGUCGGCGAAACAGUGGAACAAGAAAUGUUGGCGUGUUUGGCACCAAUUUGAAACUUGUUUCCAUUUCUUAUUUCCUCUGCUGCCCCAGGACCCAAACAUUGUUAGGGCAUUUUAUGGAUCGCUGCACACUCAGCAUUCUACCCAACUCUACUCGACUGGCUUACAAAGUUGUUUCUGGGAAAGGCACAUAAUUCGUUACAUUGCUGUGAUUAAGAGGAAACAUUUUGCGGUACGAUCAUGAUUUUGCGUUCGUUUCAAUUAUUUAUGCGAAACGUUUAAAGUACAGGCGAAACAGGGAUAGAUUAAAGUCCCUACUGACAUUUACGACUUUAUCGUAGCGAGAAACUAGUGGAGGUCGUAUUGGUAAUUAAAUCGUGCACACAAAUGUGCGAAACUGUGAAUGGUAAUCGUUUCUAGGCUUUAAAGCAAAGCAAAGCGUUUUCGAUGAAAAGCUUCAAUGCGAAUGCAGGAUGUUAAUUCAAAUGAUACAAAUGAAUAAUCUUCCAAGCGCAAACCAAUUCUAUUUAGAGAUACCCAAGCAUCCAUUAGGCAGCCAGCGUUAGCAAUUUGUACCGGCGCAGGAAUGCAAGACCGGCAAAGGAUUACUGCGGUGUAUGCCCAGUUCUUAUCGGAGGCCAGCUAGGGCCCCGGCUGUCUUGGAAUGUGAAUGAAUCGGAUGUUUCAGAUUUCUUCACCAUCAGGAGCGCUUACAUCCGCAGCCAAGGUUUUCUUCGGCACUAUCCGUACUGAACAGGAGAAGCUGAAACCCUUAUCCCUGGAUUGCUGAUGAUGAGUUUUAUGUAAAUGAAACAGCACUUUGCAACAAGACCGGGGCAAUUAAUCAUCGCUCGAGAUAAUCCACCGGGCACAAGCUUUCCUAGUGUUCGAAAGCUCAUUCAUUUUCCCGCCUUCAUCGGAAGAUAUCGCCAACUCCGGGUGCCGGGGAACUGGCAAGUCGUUACUGACGUUGAGAGUUUUGCAUUGGGUCUCCAAUUACCGCGUCCGUAAACGACCCCUUUAGUAUGGGUGGGAUUGUUCUGCCGCCAUCGUGCUACAAUCACUAUGCAAUCCCGUAAUCCGGAUAUUUUGUUAUUAUUUUUAAUUCUUAUCAGACGCUUCCCUCGCUUCCCUUACUCAAU
Molecule: messenger RNA, 5207 nt
Organism: Anopheles gambiae (African malaria mosquito)
Lineage: Eukaryota; Metazoa; Arthropoda; Insecta; Diptera; Culicidae
Exons: 7
Coding region: 258-1979 (573 amino acids)
Source: RefSeq, a predicted model, not a curated record